Akanthomyces muscarius is the source of this 3312-nucleotide messenger RNA. RefSeq lists its product as uncharacterized. Gene Ontology annotation, molecular function: ABC-type transporter activity; ATP hydrolysis activity; ATP binding. Lineage: Eukaryota; Fungi; Ascomycota; Sordariomycetes; Hypocreales; Cordycipitaceae. The coding region runs from base 1 to 3312 and encodes 1103 amino acids. The record is from RefSeq and is a predicted model, not a curated record. Gene Ontology annotation, biological process: transmembrane transport. The transcript is spliced from 4 exons. Gene Ontology annotation, cellular component: membrane.
AUGGACGUUUCCAUUGCGGCCGUCUCCUCUCUUGCCACCCUCUGCUACCUCUAUCCGACCACCGUCUUCGUCUUUUCCGCCGUUGCCUCCGUCGUCGUCACCUGCACCCUGCAGGACUUGAAUGAGGAUAGCAGGCCUCUAAGACCCAGCAAAGCCUUCAUCGUCGUCUCAUACGCUCUGUUUCUAGCUACCUAUGCCGCUCAGCUGGCCCUGCUCUGCACCCAUGCCAUCCUGAUCCAUGCUUGGACAGUUGACGAACAUGUCAUCAUUGGUCGUAUGUCGUGCUUUCUCGUGUUUGGCAUCCAGCUGAGUCGCAUUGUUGACUCUGAGCAUCCCUCGCCUAUCCCGCUUUGGGGCUCCGUUGCCUUGUCGUUUGUCUUUGAAGUCGUCAUUACCGUUUGGUCAACGGUUUCGGGUACUACCAAGCUUUCUGGAGCCUUUCUGCUGUCUGACUUUAUCUUGAGCGUCUUGCGUUGCACGGUGCUCGCUGGGUUGGGUUCCGCCGCUCUUCUGGGCUGGUGGACUGCUCCAGACCCAAGCCCCGAGACCGAGUCUCUUUUGCCCAAAGACAAUCAGCCUAAUGGCUACGGAACGCAAAACGAAAAUGAGGCCGAGUACAACUGGGAAAGAAGACGCCGUGAGGCUCGCGAGGUCAUGGAGAAGCGCCUUAAGCAGAACGGCAACUGGUUUCAAUACGUAAAAGGAUUCAUGAUUUUAUUCCCGUACGUGUGGCCGGUCGGACACAAGGCACUACAGAUGCGAGCUUUUGCCGUUGUCCUCUGCCUCUUUGCGUCCAACGCACUUCAUCUGCUCAUCCCCCGUCAAACCGGCAUUAUCAUGGACAGUCUCAGCGGCACCAACACUGUUAGCCCUUGGAUCGCCGUCUUGACAUAUGCUGUGCUGCGUUUGGCCUCAUCCGAAUGCGGUAUUGAGCUCCUUCGGCAGUGGCUUUGGAUUCCCGUCAAGUACUUUUCUCACGACGCGCUUACUCGUGCCGCCUAUUCGCAUAUGAUGCAUCUGUCUGCCGACUUUCAUGAUUCCAAGAGCUCUUCAGACAUGCUCAUGGCCAUCCAUGGUGGCAGCGCCGUGUCCAAUGCUGUCGAGAGCAUCUUUCUCCAGGCUACCCCCAUGUUGGUCGAUAUGAUGGUGGCUGUCGUCUACCUCUCCGUCACGUUUGGACCCUAUGAAGGGCUCAUCACCAUGGCCACAGCCACCAUUUUCCUCCAUUGCGCCAGCCGUCUUGUCGCCAGGUCCAAGACUGUCAACCGAAACAGAGUCAAUGCCCUGUACCAGGAGCACUACGUCCGCCACUCUGGACUCUUGGGCUGGCAAACCGUUUCUGCAUUCAAUCAAAUCGGCUACGAGGAUAAUCGGCACGCUAAUGCCGUGGCAAACCGCUGGCUUAGGGAGCAGCAGUACGUGUUGAGCUGGCACAUCUCAACCGCCUUUCAGACCAUUGUGCUCUCCUCUGGACUCUUGGCCUCUGCCUUUCUCGCCGUCUACCGCAUCCAGAAUGGUCAAGCCACCUCUGGUCAAUUUGCCAUGUUACUCAUGUACUGGGCUCAGUUGACCUCACCACUGCAGUUCUUUGCCAAGCUGGGCAAGAGCAUGAGCGACGACUUUAUUGAUGCUGAGCGUCUUCUCGACAUUAUGAAGACUAACCCCAGCGUUGAGAACAAGAGAAAUGCCCGCCCCCUCAAGUUUGUAUCCGGUAGAGUCGAGUUUGACAAGGUUUGCUUCAGCUAUGACGAGCAGAAAGGCGUCAUCAAGGAUGUCAGCUUGGACAUUCCCGGUGGCCAGACUGUGGCGUUUGUUGGUGCCACUGGAGCUGGCAAAUCGACUUUGCUCCGCUUACUUGACCGUUUCUACGACGUAACUGGCGGCGCGAUUCGCAUCGACGGACAAGACAUUCGCGAUGUUGACUUGUAUAGUCUCCGCGACCGCAUCGGCAUUGUUCCCCAGAACCCAAUUCUGUUUGACGACACCAUCAUUAACAAUGUUCGAUAUGGCAGAAUCACUGCCACUGAUGAAGAGGUUUACGACGCUUGCAGAGCUGCUUGCAUUCACGAUAAGAUUGUGGGUUUUACCAAUGGAUACCAGACCCGUGUUGGAGAGCGUGGUGUCAAGUUGUCUGGAGGAGAGCUUCAGCGCGUGGCCAUUGCUCGUGCCAUUCUACGUAAGCCUGAUAUUGUGCUGCUAGACGAGGCAACCAGUGCGGUUGAUACCGACACGGAGCAGCAAAUUCAGCUUUCCUUUAAGCGUCUCUGUCAAGGCCGCACCACCUUUAUUGUUGCCCACCGUCUUUCGACCAUCAUGAACGCCGACCGCAUUGUUGUCAUUGAGCACGGUGAAGUGAUUGAGAGUGGUAGCCAUGACGAGCUGAUUGGCACCGGCGGACGAUAUGCCGACCUGUGGUCGAAGCAGGUGUUUGUACAGCCCAAGGGUGCGCCUGUCAACAUUACCAAGGCACUGGAUGAGCAAAAAGGCUUGAGGGGGACGUUCUCCGAGCACGAAAGCACCCAAGUCUCUCGCACUGGUAGUGACACUGGCGACGAGACGCCCUUGUCUGAGCAAGACUCCAGCGACGCCGUCCAAGCCACCCCAAGAGUUGCGCGUGACCGUCUCACGAGAGCCUCUAUCGACAGCGAUGCUGUGAGCAAGGCUUCGAAGCUUAAUCCUGUCGCUCCUGAGUUCACGCCGCGCACUGUCACCCCCAGGGUUAUUGCCAAGACGAGCGACCACGACAAGCUGAGCUCGUCGGCCGAGAGGGCACGACUCUGGGCUGACGAAGUUGCCGCCGCCGCCAGAGUGGAUGACGGGCAGUCAGAGCUUAAGCUGCCAGAGCAACCAACAGACUCGGUUGGGAAGAUGCCCGACGUGCAGUACAAGCACCCUCGCUAUUCGCGACGCAUCCAGUCAAAGAGUGAUCCACCGUACGGGGAUCUUGAGCUGUCCAAGUCUAUCCCGUUCGAACCCACAGUAUCCAAUCGGCGCAGGGUGUCUGCCCCUCAUGCAAACCGCACAUCCAUUCCCAAGCCAAAGACAGCCCCCAAUGUGGAAACUCCCAGCCGAGCCCCGUCUAGUGCUUUGCCCAAAGUAAAGGAAGACACAGAGUCAAAGACAGAGGACGAGCAAGCAGAACAUAAAAAUGACGAAAACGAGCCGCCAGCACAUAUCGGAGACGGCAAGGCCACGGGAACGCUCUCCAGGAGCCGUGGCACUCGUCGCGGACGCGGAUGGCUCCGUGGACGUCGCGGUCGAUGGCCAUCUGGCAGUCUACGAACACCAUCGUCUACCAACGGAACAAAUUGA